This is a messenger RNA of Symbiodinium natans, 2466 nucleotides long. NCBI's taxonomy places the organism in Eukaryota, Dinophyceae, Suessiales, Symbiodiniaceae. The record is from the annotation of a GenBank genome assembly.
AUGCCUUCCUUAGUUUCCGCCAUUCUAGGUAGUUUCGCUGCUGCGCGGCCGCCGCCGCGCCGAGCCGGCGAGACUUUCGACGAGCAGCUCUCGCGAGCCUUUGGUGACUCCGAGGAGUCUCAAGGGUCACGGCAGCGUGGCCGCUACAAAACGUCUGCCACAGUGGCGCAGAGGAGGGAAUGGUUGAAAGCUCUGCAAACCCUGCGGGAGCAAAGGCAAGCUGCAGGCCACCAAGGCCUUGGGCCUGCGUUGAGUGAGUUCAUCUGGCGUGAAUGGCCAGCCACCAGAGAGAAUCGGCAAGAAUAUGAACGUGUCCGUAAAAUGUGCUACAACCUGCUGAAUGAGGAAACAUGGCGACGCCUGUCCACGCCAAAGGCGUUGGCCAGUCAAGGCAGUGACCGGAAGAGACGCAGGGUGUGUGGCGGAGGUCGGCGGCCUUUAGCUGAAGAUGUCAGCUUUGAGUUGUACCAGUGGUUUAUUGACACCGCAACUAGCAUGCAGCUAUCCAGAGUACAGAACAUCAAGGGCCGUGUGACGAGCCGCAUGCUGGAACUCCAGGCCAAAGUCAUCCUGCAAGACUUACAAGAAGUGCUACAGCUUCGACGCGAGGCUGGGGAGUGGGAUGGCGGAAUCGACGCUUUCCCGAAGAUCGAUCUGAACUGGGUCGCACGUUGGCGCAAGAGGCAGCGCGUCAGUUGGCGCUGCAAGACUGUGUGCUACAAAGUCAGCAGAGCUAAGCUCAAGGCUCGCCUCGGCGUACUCUGGCGGAACUGCAUACGACUUCUGGCGCUGCAUAGGCAUUUUUUCGGCCCUGACCGCCUCAGAUUUCGAUCCUACGAUCAAAAACCGAUGUGGUUUAACUCCGUCGGGUCCUCAAAAACCCUGGCUGUGAAAGGUGCAAAAGAUGUUGCGGUCAGAGAAAAUUUUCAUGCAACAAGAUGCCGGUUCACCGCGAUGACAAAAAGUGUCGACAAGGUGGCGUCCGAGACCAUGCAAGAUGUGCGUGCCAGAUCGUCAAACACUGGCGACCCCAGGUCUAUCGCCAUUCUGUUCAAGGCUGAUGAGGGCAGUCGCGUGAAAGCCGCCUUGGAGGUGCCAGAGGCCACCUUGGUGCAGACCGCGCCGAAGGGCAGCUACCGGGUGCCACAAGUGCUGGAGUUCUUGAAGUGGGACUUAGGCAAGCCAGGACGUGAUGAUGGCAGCCAGUGCGAGGUGGUGGUCCUGGACUGGUUCUCUGCCCACUUGGAUCCAGAAGUCGAUGCUCUCAUCAAGGAAAGGGGCCACGUCCCGCUGAAGUUGGGGGGCGGCUCGACGCCGUGGGUGGCUGUGUUAGACACUCAUUGCCACGCAGCCUUUCAGAAGAACUACGAAGCGGCCGAGCAACAUGAUGCCGCUGUGCAGUUGAGAUGCGGACGCACGCUUCCAUGCACAUCACGACAAACAGUCCUGACCAGGGCCGUGGCUUGCUGGAGAGACUUGAACCAUGCGCGGUUUUCAGAAGUCGGCUGGAAGGCUGAUGGCUUCACACUGGCCCUGGACGGCAGCGAAGACAGCUGCAUCUCCAGGGUGUGCCGCCCGUUCUGGGAGGAGCUCGAGAUGCCGCAAGUACGUGAACAACUUUUGCUAGAGGUUGCAGAGGCUGUUGAAAGUGGGCAAAUCCGCAGCUGGUGGCAGUACUCAGAGCUUCUGGAGGACUACGACGCACACGAGGGUCUUCAGGAAGGCCUCGAGUGCAACCCGGAGGCUUUGCUUGAGGAGCACGAGGACGCCGAAGCAGAGGAUGGUGCCGCGACUCCGCAAAACAUGUCUGACGAGGAGCUUCCCGAGGAGAGCGUUGCAGUUCCAUUGCAAGUGGACCCGGUCUCAGAGGCAAGCGCCCAGAUUGCCACAGAGAACGACGGGUCUCACAUGGAGGCCUUGCUGUCAAUGCGAGAGCAGGCCAAAGCAGUAGAGGACAUGGCCACGAUCCGCUUCCUCGACCAGCGCAUUGCAGAUGUGUCGAAGCUGCAGUCACGUCCAAGCUCUGGCAUAAGCGUUCAUCUCCGACAGAAGGCCAUCGAGAGAAAGCAACAGGAGGCGGCUGCGCGGUGUCAACAAGAAGCUGAACGCCAGCCCCUUCGUGCACUGCAGCAAGAAGAACGGACUGCCAAAAUGAAGCUAGAGGCAGCUAAAGCAGAGAAAUCUGUGGCACAAGCUUCUGCUCAGCAGAAACUGGAGGAAGCUCGUGCUGCUCGAGAAGCGUUGCAGGCAGCUGCAAAGCAAGCUGCUGAAGAAGAGCGUCUUUGUCGGUUGCAUUUUGCUGCCAGACUGGCGAAUCACGCCCUGUACUUUGCCAAGUGGAAGCCUUGCCAAGACGAGUUGCGUAAGCUGGAGACACUCCUUGCCCGAGCAUGUGCCGAAAAGCAGGGAGAGAAGACGCUGCCAGUCCCUUGCUUCUGGGAGAGAUGCCGCCGGGGUCUGAGUUGA